Telopea speciosissima is the source of this 1282-nucleotide messenger RNA. RefSeq names its product serine/threonine-protein kinase SAPK7-like. The record is from RefSeq and is a predicted model, not a curated record. The transcript is spliced from 7 exons. Gene Ontology annotation, molecular function: ATP binding; protein serine/threonine kinase activity. NCBI's taxonomy places the organism in Eukaryota, Viridiplantae, Streptophyta, Magnoliopsida, Proteales, Proteaceae. Gene Ontology annotation, biological process: protein phosphorylation; intracellular signal transduction. The coding region runs from base 279 to 1262 and encodes 327 amino acids.
CGUCAAUUUUACUUUUUUGGAGGCAUUGAUGAAUGGAUAGAGCUCUGUUCCAAUUGUUUGUGUUUGUUAUGUGAUUGCAGAUCGAAGACAAUGUAACUAAAGAGAUCAUUAACCACAGAUCUCUUCGACACCCACACAUAAUCCAAUUUAAGGAGGCAAGUUUUCAUUCAUUAUUUUUAUAGUGUUCCUCUUCUCUUUUCAGAGGCAUUGGGUAUUGAUGAUAUCUUCAAUGUGGUUCUUUGCAGGUCGUGUUGACUCCAACUCAUCUAGUUAUCAUAAUGGAGUAUGUUUCAGGUGGAGAACUGUUCGAGCGAAUCUGCAAUGCCGGAAGAUUCACAGAAAAUGAGGCGAGAUACUUCUUUCAGCAGCUCAUUUCAGGUGUAAGCUACUGUCAUUCAAUGCAAAUCUGCCAUAGAGAUUUAAAGCUGGAGAAUAUGCUAGUUGAUAGAUUACCGGUGCCCCGACUGAAAAUCUGUGGUUUUCGGUUCUCAAUGUGUUCUUUGCUGCAUUCAAGGCCCAAAUCACUGGUGGUUGCACCAGAAUAUGUCGCACCGGAAGUCAUAACUGAAGAAGAAUACAAUGGAAUGUUUGCAGAUGUGUGGUCAUGUGGAGUCGCUCUCUAUGUUAUGCUAGUGGGAGGAUACCCAUUCGAGGAUCCAGCAGACCCAGACAAUUUAAGGAAAACUAUUGCUCGAAUUACGACUGUCCAAUACAAAUUUCCCUCCUACAUUUAUUUAUCGCAAGAUUGCAAGCAACUCCUUUCUCGCAUAUUUGUUGCAGAUCCAUCCAAGCGGAUUACCAUGAAAGAAAUCAAGAAUCACCCAUGGUUCUUAAAGAACUUGCCAAGGGGUAUAACAGAAUCUGCUCAAGCCAUCUACUAUAAAAAAGACAGCCCAAGAUUUUCCCUUCAAAGUGUCGAGGAAAUAAUGAAAAUUGUGGAAGAAUCAAAAACAAUUCCUCCAGAUUAUGGGUGUAUUAGUGUUUCGAGCAUGGAGGAAGACAGAAUGGACAGCAGAGUAGAAGAUGAGUAUAACAAGCACAAGAGGUGGAGGAAGACGAGUCUGAUAAAAUCACCAUUGAGGUUCAUCAGUGGAGAAUUAAGGACACCUCCUCUAGUUUCAAGGUCUGUAAGUAUUUCGAGCAUUGAUGAGGAAUACAAAAUGGACUGCAAAGUAGAAGAAGAGUCUGACAAGCAUACGAGGUGGAACAAUCUGCUAAAAUCACCAAGGAAGUUCAUCAGUGGAGAACUGCAAUUCAAUUAAGUAAUUACUCUUCUUUCUUC